AAAAAGGACCAAACCCGCGCCUCCACAUCCAAUUGCGAGAAGAGACUGCCGCAGCCCUUCUCCAGCCUUCCCAACCCUCCAACGCUUUCCUGCCACAACCACAUCCCCCAUCUUACGGCUACCCACAAACACCCACCGCCCAUCCCACCCCUCACAUCGCACCGCACUCUCCCACCCAGCACAAACUAGAACCCUCCAUCCGCUAUGUCGUGGCAACAGUACGUCGACUCCAACCUCGUCGGAACGGGCAAGAUCGCCCGCGCCGCCAUCUACGGCCUCGACGGAUCCCUCUGGGCUACUACUCAGGGUUUCAGCCCCGCCGCCCCCGAAGUCGCUGCCUUGACCAAGGGUUUCACGGACGCAUCCGGGCUUCGCGCCUCGGGUAUACACUUGGCUGGCGUAAAGUACUUUACUCUGCGAGCCGAUGACCGUGCUAUUUACGGUAAACAGGGACAAAACGGCGUCUGCGUCGCCAAGACGAAGCAAGCCAUCAUCAUUGGUGUCUACGAAAGUCCCGUGCAAGCCGGUGAGGCGAACAAGGUUGUGGAAGGUCUCGCGGACUACUUGAUCGGUGUCAACUACUAAUCGAAUUGAAUUGAGGCACGGAAAGACGAAACAACAACUCCACAGCCAAAAAAGAAAGUAUGAAGUUUUAGAAUCCCCUCCCCCAACUACCCGCGCGAAACGACGAACCCCCUCGCGCCAGCUCCCUGCGCUUGGAUGGUCAGAUGGGACACCUAGCGAAUGUGGGGGUCUACUGAGAGGCAUCUGACCCUUUUGAAGAAGUAGUAAUACACGUAUUGUCCGUUUGAUUUGCGGGGGUGGGUUUCGGGGGUUUUAAAAUGACCAUGCACAUUCCGAAAAACACAUGCGCAAGAGGAUAAGAUGGAAGCGCCGCUAUUCUAGUCUGUGUGGUAUCCCUUUGCCAAAGGGAUGUGAAACGCGACAGGUAACAGAAAAAGGAUAGACAG
Molecule: messenger RNA, 971 nt
Organism: Fimicolochytrium jonesii
Lineage: Eukaryota; Fungi; Chytridiomycota; Chytridiomycetes; Spizellomycetales; Powellomycetaceae
Product: profilin
Exons: 4
Coding region: 205-585 (126 amino acids)
Cellular component (GO): cell cortex
Molecular function (GO): actin monomer binding
Source: RefSeq, a predicted model, not a curated record